Syngnathus typhle (broad-nosed pipefish) is the source of this 4993-nucleotide messenger RNA. Its product is annotated as E3 ubiquitin-protein ligase RNF43-like. The coding region runs from base 942 to 3095 and encodes 717 amino acids. The transcript has 9 exons. Lineage: Eukaryota; Metazoa; Chordata; Actinopteri; Syngnathiformes; Syngnathidae. Gene Ontology annotation, biological process: ubiquitin-dependent protein catabolic process; Wnt receptor catabolic process. Gene Ontology annotation, molecular function: frizzled binding; ubiquitin protein ligase activity. The record is from RefSeq and is a predicted model, not a curated record.
CAAAAGUAAUCAACACGUUUUGAAGUGAAAUAUCGAGGAAGGAUGAUUUUGAUUUCUUUGAACCCAUUAUUAGUCUAUUGCGUGCAGGGCAACACAAGUUAAAUCACAAUUGAGUCACCAAUGUGGUGUUGACAGGCAGGUAAGCCACCAAGGUAGCCAUGGGGCCCGUUCUACAAAAAUAGUUUAGGUUUGCGCCACCUUGUGGCUACUUGCCCGGUCACGUGAUAUGUUGUUAAAAAACGGAAGUCUUGGUGAUUUGAACAAUGGAUUUUAAAACAAUCGAAGAUGUGAUCAUAUUUAGCUCGGCGAGCACUUAAAUCAAACAACAAAACAGGAUUGACAGAGUUAACUGAUUGAGUGAAUGGCUGACAAAAAACAAAACAAAAAGUUAUAACUGUGUGUGUGUUUCAAUGAUAAGAAGAUGGCUCGCAACAAUUUUUAGCCAAAUUUCUGCUAGGAAGCUUUGACAAUGUAACUAUUUCUGUAUGUAACGAAAGGCGGACAAUGAGAAUUACGUACAAAGUGUGCACAAAAUCAGUAGUUUACCUUUUCAAGAGGAUAAAUAAAACAUUCGCAUUUGCUGAAUCAGUUGCCGAUAUAAAUAACCCACAAUAGGUAAAACCUUGCCAAAAGUAUAAGUAUUCCAUUUGCUGGAAUCCGUUUAUAUCUAUAAAUAACCCAUAAUAGGUCAAAUGUUUCGCAACCCAAUAAGUUGGAAUCCAAUUGUGCAGUGGCUGAAAAAGAAUUAUUAUAAUACUUGGGAAUGCUGAUUUCUAUGUGCAGGACUUGCUACAAAUGUUUGUUUGCUCUGAUCAACCAACCAUCUUCUUAGGUGCGAUUUAAAUGAAUAAGCCAGUAUGCAAAAUAGCCUUCGCUGUUGGUGAAAGUUGAAUCCACUGAUUUGCUGUUAGCUCAUCAAUCAGAGCAUGAGAUGAAAAUAAAUGAUCAAGUAUCACCCUUUGUCACUGUGCAACACCAGCGAAGAUGAACGGCAAGAGGGUGACUUCAUCACCAUCGUCAAACUGGAGAAGAAGGUUCCCCGCUGUCUUCCGCUGCUGGAUAAGGCCCGCAUGGCACUGGAAAAGGGAGCUCAGGCGGUUAUUUUUGAUGUCAGCGAUGACGACAACGCGGCUGCCGAGCUGAGAGAAACGGACUCCCUUCCCCGCCCGGUCGUGCUGGUGUAUGCUGAGGAUGCGGAGGAGUUGAUGACUCUGGUCAACAAGAACGAGGAGGCUAAAGUUCGAAUUGAGAUCUUGGUGGAGCAGCCCAGAUGGCCACAUUAUGACGUGGGUAUCCUGCUCACCAUUGUCUUGGCCGUCGUGACCAUCAUCCUCAUUUUUGCUUUCCGCUAUAAGUGCAAGUCCAAUAGAACUUGGGACUCGGUGCAUCAACAGACCAUGAGGGCAAUCAGUCGAUUGGAGACCAAAACCUACAUCUCCCAAGGCUGCUCUAGCUCACAGCGCCUCCGUGGGGCCUGGGGUUCAGCAAGCAGCUCCAACUCCACCCCAGUAUGUGCUAUCUGCCUGGAGGAGUUCCAGGAUGGCCAGCAUCUCAGGAUCAUCUCCUGCGCUCAUGAGUUUCAUAAAGAUUGUGUCGAUCCCUGGCUGCUGCAGCACCGCACUUGUCCUCUGUGCAUGCACAACAUCAUGGGGGCUGAGAGGCACGGCCAGAGGAACCGACUCCAAUCCAGUCCGGAGCAACGUUUCCUUCACCCUCAAGCUUACAGCAGCCCACGAAACCACCCGUUCCCCCAGCAUGACAUCCCUUUCUCUAUGAGGCCACACUAUCCCCGUGGACCUUCGGGCUCGUACUCCUCAGUCGGCCACUACAAUUCCUCAUCUCCCAUGGACAACCAAACGCUUCGUUUGCUCACCAGCAGCAGGCCGCUGGGUGCUCCUUGUGGCUAUCACCUUCCGGCAGAAGGUCCCAGGAGACCCCACAGGACAGGGGGUAACUGCAGGCCUUCCAGUCACCACUACACCCCCCGCCGGUCCUGUCACAACUAUCGCUCAUCUUGUCCAGCUCAGCGUAGUGCCUCCAACUCCAGAGUGCACCACAUCCCACAAAGUCGUGGACUGGCGCCCCACGGCCGACUGGACGAGGGCAGCUGCUCCGGCGGCAGCUACCACACGGACCGCAGUGGAUAUCUAGCCGACGGGCCGGCGAGUGACUCUAGCUCCGGGCCGUGCCACGGCUCCUCCAGCGACUCGGUUCUGAACUGUACCGACGUGUCCCUGCAGGGAGUUUACGGCAGCUGGUCCACUUUUCGCAGCUCGUUGAGUAGCGACUACGACCCGUUUGUGUAUUUUGGGCCGGGUUCUGUGGAAGUGGAAGCCCAGAGCCGGCCUAGGUCUCUGGAUUCGGUGGUGAACAAAGUGGGCUGCCCUGAGGAGCAACCGCGGGCCGUGUUUAGCCACAUUCACUACCACCGCCAUCGACACCACCACUACGAGGACGGGGAGCACGGCCAGGGCCCAAACAGAGGCUCGGAUGAGGAAGUCGGCACAGCCGCCGCCCCUCCGACCCUGGUCUUGGAUAAAGACUCACCUAAGUCCAGUCACUGCCAGUGCCAAAAAACAGACUGUACACAUCUGCCUAGUGCUGGGGCAGAAGGUCGGGAUCAGGACCCAAGCCCGUCUUCGGGACCUUCUGUCCUGGUGCCCUUACAUUUACAAACCCACUGCUGCCACCAGGGACACCCUCCCACAGCUCUCGGGCGGAGCUGCGUGCGAGAUCACCCUUCUGUUCGCUUCCACCAGAGCUUGGACCUUCAGGAUGAUCGGAGCAUCCGCAUCCACUUCGGCCAAGGCUCGGGCUUUUGCUGCUCUCCCCCUGAACUUCACCCCGCCCUCCUUCCUGUACCUCUCAUUCUGGACUCGGGAGGUAUAGACGAUUGGCCCUGCUGUGCCGGAGUUGUCUGGCAAAAGCGGGUGCAGGAGGCCCACUCUGAGCCUCAGCUCCUGGGGACCAAGACCUCCAUUGAGAGACCUCCUUGCACAUCCCAUCAUGGCCUUACUGCAGAUCGCAACACAGACAUUUGUUUAUACUGCCAAAAAAUAUACAAUCAGGGAUCUGAAGAGGAGUCCGGUGUGUGAGAGAACUUUUUUUUUCCCCUAAUAUGACGCUGCUACACAGGAGGCACAAAUGGAUGAUGGUCUUAGUUGCUCGCACUCUUUGCCUGCUGCCACGUAGUCAAUCUGCUUGCAAAGUCUUUAGCAACAACUCCCAAGAAUUCACAAGAUCCCUCUCCAGAAUGUCUCAUUAAUUAUUUUUUUUGAUGGGGAAAAUAUGGAGGAGAAAAAAAAAAAUGGGAAAGGGAUCUUUGUUCUGGUUGUUGACAGUCAUGAGGUCAGAUAUGUGUGCAGGCCUCUUCUAAUUCACAUUUGAUUUUCUCACCAUGGUACCUUUGCGUAAUUUUCAUUUUCUUCAAACUUCUUUCUACUAAGCCUACCUCAGCUCCGAUUUUGUCUUGCCUCACACACAGGGUUUUCUUUUAAGGUACUGCUGUAGUUUUUUUUUUUUUGUCACAUUCAACUAGCUCCCGCAAUCUUAAAAUGUUUCUAAUGUGACAGAGGGAUAAAAGUUCAACAAGGUUGCUGAGCCUUCCGUGGGCCUUGUUUUCAAUACAGUACUUCAAUAAUGGCAGCUUUUUUUCUUUUUUAGGGGGGGGGAUUUAUUUUCUUUUUUUCAAAAUGACUGAACAGUGUUGUCAACUUGACAAGCGACCGUCUCGUUGGCACUUUGCUUCAGAGGGAAUUUUAUGGUGAUCUUAACUUCUCCAGCAACUGAAGCUACUAAAAAUGGUUCUGCGUUGUAACCCUCGAAAACAUUGGAAACAUUCAGUUAUCGCAGUCGGUCAAUAUGUUAGGCCAUACUAAAAAAAAAAAAAAAAAAUGAGGGUUGGGGUUGGUUGGGCUCCUCCUUAAUUGAAAAAUGAUGGCUUUUGUUUUGGAAUUAUUUACAUGUUUAUCAGCAAAUAGUUUUCAGUUCAUUUCGUAACAUAAUAUUUUGAAACUGUAAAACGAUCAACUGACACAAACGUUGAUGGAUAUCUUCUGCAUGGGUAGCUCCGAGAAUCUCCCCGACCCUUUUAAUCACUCAACACUUGACCUUUGCACAUACAGCUUCAAUCACACGAUGACCAACCCUAUUUCUCCACAUUUGCAGUUUACCGCGCUACAUUGGAGUCCGGUAGGAGUACUUUGUCCCUACGUGCCUUAUUUUACUUUGACAAAGGGCAGUUUGACUGCGGAUACACUUUAGUGCCCUUAAAGCUCCAGGGCAUUGCAAUGUAACUUGUAGCACUUAGCAGAGUCUCGUAUGUGCCUUAAUGAAUUUGCAAUGUUUCCUUUUUUUUUUUUUUUUUUUUUUUAAAUACCGCCCCCUUUGUUCAACUGAAGCAAAAUGAAAGUGGUAAUCAAUUUUGGCGCAAAAAACACAAAUAUUGUCCUACACUAAUAUUCCCUAGCUAAAGGAUUCAUGCGCCUUUUAUUGUCUACGGCAGGUUUUUCCUCUUCCGUAGACGUGACUGAAUUAAAAGCAGCACUUUGGGUGAAGCACAUAAAAAAAUAUGACAUAAAAAAAAAAAGUAUAAAUAAGCCCCAAAAAGGCAGAGCACACAAUUUCAAACAAUUCUGUUUGUGUGUGUUUUGCAAGAAUUUUAAGCUUACACUGCCUUUUCAAAUAGAGUGCAAAAAAAAAAAAAAAAGCCCUCCAGACCACCAAGGGAUCCAUCAGUAUGUUUUCGAUACUUGUGUACAAAAAGAGUACAACAAAAACAAAUAGUGUAUAAUAGAACAUUUCAAUAUAGUGACAUGUCACUAAUAUAUUUAUUUACUAAUAUAUUUAUCCAUUUUGUUCAGGUUUGAAAGGGUGGUUUCUGUAUAGGCCAAUUCUUUUUUUUUUUUUUUCUUUAUGGAAAAUAACCAGUGCCAUCACAAAUGUAUCAACCUGUCUUCAUUCCAAUUAUAUGCAAAUAAAUUAUUUUGAAAUA